Messenger RNA from Papaver somniferum (opium poppy), 2202 nucleotides. Its product is annotated as L-type lectin-domain containing receptor kinase IV.1-like. Gene Ontology annotation, biological process: protein phosphorylation. Gene Ontology annotation, molecular function: carbohydrate binding; protein kinase activity; ATP binding. The record is from RefSeq and is a predicted model, not a curated record. The transcript is spliced from 6 exons. Lineage: Eukaryota; Viridiplantae; Streptophyta; Magnoliopsida; Ranunculales; Papaveraceae. Gene Ontology annotation, cellular component: plasma membrane. The coding region runs from base 1 to 2202 and encodes 733 amino acids.
AUGGCUAAUGAUAAUUUUAGUCGUAAUCAAUAUCUGAAACUCCUCCGUUUAAUGAUUCCAGUAGCAGAAACACACGAACCAUGUAAUUGGUGUUGUGGAGCCAGAUACCAGCCAAACUAUAGAGUUUACAAGUCAAUGAACAAUAACUUUUGCUUCCUUAAUAGAAGAUCUUUCCUCAAGUACAGUGGCUUCAGAAAUGCUCAAAAUGUGCAUCUUGACGGCAUGGAAGAUAUCACACCUGAAGGGAUCCUAAGGUUAACAAACACGAAAACAAAACAUGUAGUUGGCCACUGCUUCUACUCCAAUCCAAUUCAAUUCAACAGAAACUCUUCAUCAUCAUCAUCCAAUGGUACCAUUACUACUACUACUACUGCCGUCUCCUUCUCUACUACUUUCGUCUUUGCCGUAGUAUCGGAGAGUGAAGUAAGCGGUCAGGGGCUUGCCUUUGUUAUAGCACCUACAAGAGAGCUACCUGGAGCUCUAGGAAACCAAUUUCUUGGUCUUUUUAAUGUGGAAAAUGAAGGUAAAUCAGCAAACCAAGUUUUCCCAGUGGAUCUAGAUACUAGCAAAGAUGUUGAGUAUGACAAAGACAAUAACCAUGUUGGUAUCAAUAUUAACGGUUUAAAGUCCGCUGAGGCGAAAUAUGCUAGGUACUACACUGUUGAGAACGGUGGCUACAAAAACUUGCUUCUUAAAAGUGGGAGAAUCAUGCAAGUUUGGGUGGCAUAUGAUGGGUCACAGAAGCAACUUAAUGUAACAAUAGCUCCAAUUCAGGUAGCCAAACCAGAUGUUCCUUUGUUAUCUUUCUCCAGAGAUCUUUCAACUAUUCUCUUAGGCAACAGGUCCAUGUAUGUAGGAUUUUCAUCGUCUACACGAACCGCGCAAACAUUUCACUACAUAUUAGGAUGGAGUUUUCAGAUUAAUGGCGAUGCCCAAGAUUUCAAGCUCUCUACUCUUCCCAAGCUUCCAAAAGGUAAACCAAACAUUUUGACAAUUGUGUUGUCAGUAGGUAUCUCAAUUGCCGUGUUAACAGCGAUAUGCACUGGCAUAUUUUUCUUCUUAAGGAAGAGAAAAUUCGCGGAGUUGGUAGAGGACUGGGAGCAAAUUUAUGGGACGCAUAGAUUCACAUACAAAGAUCUGUACAUGGCUACAAAUGGGUUUGCAGAGAAAGAGAUUAUAGGGUCGGGCGCCUUUGGUAAGGUGUACCGAGGUGUAUUACCCUCUUCUAAAAUGCAAGUUGCUAUCAAGAAUAAAGUCUCCCACGAUUCAUCUCGUGGAAUGCAGCAAUUUAUUGCAGAAAUUGUCAGCAUAGGCAAGCUUCGCCACCGAAACUUAGUGCAACUCUAUGGCUAUUGCAGGCGGAAGGGAGAGCUACUUUUGGUGUAUGAGUUCCUGUCCUGUGGAAGCUUAGAGAAAUUCAUAUUCCCUUCUCGUUCGGGUGCAGCAUCUUCGUCUCCAAAAGUUAUACUUAAUUGGACUCAAAGAUUUGAAGUCAUCAAAGGUUUAGCUGCAAGACUAGUUUAUCUACAUGAAGAAUGGGAAAAGGUUGUGAUUCACAUAGAUGUGAAGGCAAGCAAUGUUUUGUUAGAUGUCGAAAUGAACCCAAGAUUGGGUGAUUUUGGUCUUGCAAUGUUAUUUGAUCAUGAAACAGGUGAUUCUCUUACUUCUAGGAUUGUUGGCACACCGGGUUAUAUCGCACCAGAAAUGACUAGAAGCGGAUUUGCAUCAACCAGCACUGACUCAUACUCGUUCGGGGUUUUCUUUCUUGAAGUUGUUUGUGGGAAGAGACCAUUAGAGAUAAAAACAGACUUUGCAGGUGAGCAUUUGGUUUAUCUGGUAGAUUGGGUUCUGUCUUGUUGGAGGAAAGGCACAAUUCUUGUAACUAUUGAUCCAAAUGUAAAAAGUGAUUAUGUAGCAGAAGAAAUGGAAUUGGCUUUGAAACUUGGGUUGCUGUGUACUCAUACUAAUUCUGAGUUUAGACUAGGGCUGUCAAUGGAUUUAUGGGCUCUUGAGACAAGCGAUACAAUUAAUCAAGCAUUCACGCGUCCUGGAGACUUGUAUCCUUAUGGUAUAGACAGUACAACCACUGCACUAUCUUCUGCAACCGACGUGUCAGGCUGUCAGCGAUGUCCAGAGCUAAUAUAUAAUAAUCCUUACAAAUUGAGGGCUUCUCAAUUAAGAAAUGAAAUAUCAGAGGUGUAA